Messenger RNA from Microsporum canis CBS 113480, 1632 nucleotides. RefSeq names its product fatty acid desaturase. Gene Ontology annotation, molecular function: oxidoreductase activity, acting on paired donors, with oxidation of a pair of donors resulting in the reduction of molecular oxygen to two molecules of water. NCBI's taxonomy places the organism in Eukaryota, Fungi, Ascomycota, Eurotiomycetes, Onygenales, Arthrodermataceae. Gene Ontology annotation, cellular component: membrane. Gene Ontology annotation, biological process: lipid metabolic process. Bases 1 to 1632 code for a protein of 543 amino acids. The record is from RefSeq and is a predicted model, not a curated record. The transcript is spliced from 3 exons.
AUGAAUCGCAACCGCAUCUUCUCUGCCCGUGAGAUCGAGGACCGCAUUGCUCGUGGCCAGACCAUCGUGAUAGCAGACAAUCGAGUCCUUCGACUUGACGGAUGGCUUCAGUAUCAUCCUGGAGGGCGCUUGGCUGUCAAGCACAUGGUUGGCAGAGACGCCACGGAUGAAAUUAAUAUCUAUCACUCCGAAAAGACCCUCGCAAGCAUGGAUAAAUAUAGAAUUGGUCGUAUCGAAGGGCCUUGGAUAAGCAUGACGCCUCCUAUUCGGGGAGGUAUAUUCUUUACCAUAGAUGAUGAUGUUAGCACAAGCUCUUCGGACGAUGAGUCGCCUAGAUCUGAUACAAGUGUCACCAGCGUGGAAGAUAUUAUGGAGACUCGGGAAGCAGUCAAGGCUGGUGCCAGGAGACGGACAGUCUCACGCAAGGCUGAGAUGCAGGACCAGCAUCUUACGCCGGAAGAAUAUACAAACAGGCUGGUACAAAAGGAGUUGGACGAUGACCACCGUAACUAUCCUUCCCUUGAUCCUGAGACGCAGCGUCGCAUUGCUACCAAGUAUAAGGAGCUGCACCAGAGGAUCAAGGAUGCCGGAUUAUACGACUGCCCUUACAUCGAGUAUGGAAAGGAACUGAUACGGUACUCCAUUCUGUUCGGCCUUUUCGUCAUCACACUCAGAGAAGGGUGGUAUAUUCCUUCUGCAGUCUUCCUUGGUCUGUUCUGGCACCAGAUCAUGUUCACUGCGCAUGAUGGCGGCCAUCUAGCCAUCACCCACAACUUUGUCAUCGACACUCUCAUUGCCAUGUUUAUAGCAGACUUCUGCUGCGGACUAUCGAUUGGCUGGUGGAAAUCUAGCCAUAAUGUCCACCACCUUGUCCCUAACCAUCCUGAGCAUGACCCAGAUAUCCAGAAUAUCCCAUUCUUUGCCACAUCUCCGUCUUUCUUCAAGUCCCUCCGUUCCACAUACUAUGAUUUCGUCUACGUCUGGGAUGAAGCGGCCAAUAUCAUCGGCCAAUACCAGCAUAUUUCUUACUAUCCAAUCAUGGCCAUAGCACGGUUCAACCUCCUGCUCCUCUCCUGGAUGCAUCUACUCUCCCCACGCUCUGCCAGUUUUGGUGCAGUCGCCUGGACCAAACCAACUGAAAUCCUCUUCAUGAGUUGCUACUGGUACCUCUACGGCUACUGUCUACUCUGGUGCACUAUCCCAACGUGGCCAAUGCGCAUUGCCUUCGUCCUCAUCUCUCACAUCAUCACCAUGGGCCUCCAUGUUCAAAUCACUCUUUCACACUUCGCCAUGUCCACCUCCGAUGUGAGCGUCGCUGAAUGUUUUGCCCAGCGCCAGCUGCGCACCACCAUGGACGUUGACUGCCCCGCCUGGCUUGACUGGAUACACGGCGGUCUCCAGUUCCAGGCCAUCCACCACCUGUUCCCUCGCGUACCAAGACACAAUUUGCGAAAGCUCCAGGGCUGGGUCAAGGAGUUCGCUGCAGAAGUUGGAAUUGACUAUAAGAUCUACGGAUUUGAAGAUGGUAACCGAAAAGUUAUUGGGCGUCUUGGAGAAGUUUCCAAGCAGGUGGAAAUGCUUGUUCAGUGCCAGAAGUACAUGGCUGCGACUGGAGAGAGCGGGCUUCACUGA